AUGGGAAACGCAGAGAGCAAUGUCAGCUCAGGUGUGAAAAAACAAGCUGAUAGUGGCUCACUGAAAAUUUAUACUCUCAUUAAUCUGAAGAAAGGAGGAACUCUUGUUGAACUGAUGCAAGAAGCUGUAAAAUCGAAAGAUUAUAGCGAUUUGGAUGAAAAAAUUCGAGAACUCGUACUUCCUUUCUUGUAUAAUAAAGGGGAGGGAAGAAUGGUACCCAUUCAAGAGCUUGUACUUACCAGGAAUAAAGAUAGACCGAAGCAUAAACAACUCCCUCAGAACAGAGAAGGGGACUCAAAGACUUCGCCUAAGUCUUCGACUAUAGAUAUAUCUGAUGCAUCAGAAAAAGAAGGAGCCCCACAGUUUCGUGAAGUAUGCUGGGAUUUGGAUGAACGAGGAGCGGUAGGAGAAACAGCGCUACAUGUGUGUUUUCUAUCUUCGGGCCCUUUGUACAUGGAUCUUGCAAAACGAUUAAUUAAACUCUUUCCAAAACUGAUUAACGAUAUCUAUCAGUCUGAUGAGUAUUAUGGUGAAAAUGUACUUCACAUGGCGAUUGUGAACGAAGAUCCCGUAAGUGUGAAAUUUCUAUUAGACAAUGGUGCUAACUUCAACGAAAGAGCUACAGGUACUUUCUUUAACCCGGAAGAUCAAAAACCUACUCGAACAGACAAUCUGGCUCAUGAAUGGGCUGAUCUCAGCCUAAAGACCGAUUACAAAGGUUAUGUUUACUGGGGAGAAUAUCCGUUGUCAUUUGCCGCCUGCCUGGGACAGGAAGAAUGCUACAGACUUCUACUCGCCAAAGGAGCUAACCCAGACAUGCAGGACACCAACGGAAAUACAGUUCUUCACAUUUUGGUCAUUCAAAAUAAACCAAUCGAAACAUUCGACAUGGUAUAUGAAUGUGGCGCAUCUUUGGACAUAAAAAAUCGUCAGCGCUUAACACCACUAAUAUUAGCUGCGAAACUAGCAAUGAAAGAUAUUUACUUCCAUAUUUUGGAGUUACAGAGAGAAAUCUACUGGGAGCUGGGCAAUAUAACAUGUGCAGCUUAUCCUCUAGACGAUAUUGAUACAAUUGAUGGAAAAACGGGUGAAAUUAAUAAGUUAUCGGUUUUGAACCUUGUGGUCUAUGGUGAGCAACUUGAUCACUUAGAAAUGCUUACUGGACUGCUUGCAGAUCUUUUAAAUGCGAAGUGGAACACUUUUGUAAAAUUCAGGUUUUAUAAGCAGUUUGCAACAUUUUUCGUGUACUUCGCCAUUUCGAUAAGCUGUUUUGUGAUGAGACCUGGGCCCAUGGGGAAAAAUCUCCAAAAACAUCAUAUGACAAGCACUCUUCCAUUGAAUUCUCUUAUAUCAACUACAAAAGCUCCCACAAAUAUAACAAUAGCGAACCAAAUAAACUCGUGUUAUCUUUUAGAGCGGAACACCUCACCACAACAGGUACGUUGUGUUUUAGAGAUUUUGACUGUCGCUGGUGGAUUUCUAUAUCUUUUAGACGCAUUUAGAGAGUUCCGAUUUCUUGGUUAUCAAACGUUUAUCGAAAAUAUGAUGACUGUUCCCUCGAGAGUGCUCUUUAUGAUGUCUUGUUGUAUCUUGAUGCUAAUGAUUCCUCUAAGAUUAACCUGCAGUCAUACUUUAGAAGACAUCUGCGCAGUUUUUGUUAUGCUCACUACAUCUCCUUACUUCCUAUUUUUCUGCAGGGGCUUUAAGAUUGUUGGCCCUUUUGUAGUGAUGAUCUAUAAAAUGAUUUUAACAGAUCUUCUCUGUUUUGUAACUAUCUACGUAGUGUUUGUAAUGGGAUUUGCACAAGCGUACUACGUCAUUUUCUUGUCAUAUAAAGCUGAUAAACCGAGCUAUUUCGAUGAUCCGAUCCAGAGUAUAUUAGCCAUGUUCAUCAUGUCCCUGUCUGAAUUCGGAGACACAUAUGAGCAAUUCCAUUACACAGCCCAUCAAAAUAUUGCCAAGGUAUUUUUUAUAAUUUACAUGGCAUUGGUCGCUCUUCUACUAAUCAACAUGCUAAUCGCCAUGAUGGGUAAAACUUAUCAAGACAUUGCAGAAAGAAAAAAUGAAUGGAUGCGACAGUGGGCUCGAAUCGUGCUUGUUGUUGAACGAGGAGUGCCACCAAAUAUUUGCAUGGAACAACAACAGAAUUAUUCUCAACCUAUGGCAGAUGGAAGAAGAGCUCUUGUUCUGAGGCUUGAGCACAAUGAGGAUGAAAAAGAAGAACUUAGAUGCAUUGCAGAGAUGCGGACAUCAAAUUUUGAAAACAAAGCUCGACGGAAAAAAAAUCAGAAGAAAGGCAUACAAACAGAUAAAAUGAGAAAGUAAAAUAAGAAAUACAGAACCCCAUUUUUCCUGAAAAGAAGAUCAAUUAAAAAGACAAUCAUCGAUUGCAUAUCUGUUCCAUAUUGGAAAUGACAGAACAAUAAACACCUUUUGAACCUAAACUUCAUAGC
Uloborus diversus is the source of this 2453-nucleotide messenger RNA. It is a transcript of the gene nan, whose product is annotated as transient receptor potential cation channel subfamily V member 5-like. Gene Ontology annotation, molecular function: calcium channel activity; protein binding. The record is from RefSeq and is a predicted model, not a curated record. Gene Ontology annotation, biological process: calcium ion import across plasma membrane. NCBI's taxonomy places the organism in Eukaryota, Metazoa, Arthropoda, Arachnida, Araneae, Uloboridae. Gene Ontology annotation, cellular component: membrane.